AUGGUAACACCUACGCAGUAUUUUGUUCCAUCAUCUGACCAAGUAACUUCUAUUGUCCUUCCAACAAUUUUAUUUUUCAUUGGAAUUGUUGCUGCUAUGCUUCUGGGAAUCAAUAAAUGCAAACAAUGGGAAUUGGAUAAAGUUGUGGAAAUGAGAAGAACUAGACGUGUUAUACAACGAAUAACAACUAGACUUCGAGAAAAAAAUUUCAAGACAAUUGAAAGAGCAAGAAAUUUACGAAAAAGAGCAGCAGCUUCAAAGAAAGAAAAUGAAGCUAAUUCAAACGCUCCACCAAUUUAUAAUAAUAAUAAUACUAGUAGUAAUAAUAGUGCAGGAACGUCACCACCACCAACAUAUGAAGAUGUCUUAUUAGAUGAAUAUUAUAAAGAAUGUCUACCAAGACAAAAAAAAAAAUAUUAA
This is a messenger RNA of Strongyloides ratti, 420 nucleotides long. RefSeq lists its product as hypothetical. The coding region runs from base 1 to 420 and encodes 139 amino acids. The transcript has 2 exons. The record is from RefSeq and is a predicted model, not a curated record. NCBI's taxonomy places the organism in Eukaryota, Metazoa, Nematoda, Chromadorea, Rhabditida, Strongyloididae.